Pogoniulus pusillus (Red-fronted tinkerbird) is the source of this 2216-nucleotide messenger RNA. RefSeq names its product regulator of G protein signaling 7 binding protein (gene RGS7BP). The transcript has 6 exons. Gene Ontology annotation, cellular component: neuron projection; nucleus; postsynapse. The record is from RefSeq and is a predicted model, not a curated record. Bases 523 to 1290 code for a protein of 255 amino acids. Lineage: Eukaryota; Metazoa; Chordata; Aves; Piciformes; Lybiidae. Gene Ontology annotation, biological process: G protein-coupled receptor signaling pathway.
CGCUCCCCGCCCUGUGAGGGCGGUGCGCUCUUGACGGCGUCAGCCCGUCGCGGCUCCACCGGCACUUCUGAACGGCUCCCGGCGAGACGGGCCGUGGCGGGGCGGGCUCCCUCGCCAGGAGCACCAGGCAGGUUUUGGCGGCCGCUGGAUGGGAACCCUUCCCCGCCGGGCACGGCGGUGCUCGCGCCCCGGCCGGCUGCUGGAAGGAGGACGGCAGAACAUGUUACCGGUAGGGUGGUUCUGCAGGGACUGACAUGCUGCUGAAGGACAGAAAGCGCCAGCCCCUCCGCCUCUCCCCGCGGUAGUGAAGGCGAUGCUGCAGGGCGCUCCUCAGGCUCUCCCGCAAGCGCCGGGCUAUCGCCCACAGCGGCCGCGCUCGCUGCCUUGAGAAGCGCGGUCCCGGCCGGCCGAGGCAACGAGUGGCGUGGGUCCGCAGCCCCCCUGGGUGGCGGCGGGAGAAGGUGCUGCCCGCGCCCGCGGAGCUCCGCGCGGCGGGCGGCUCCGCGCGGCGGAUGCGUGUGCAUGAGCGCUGCACCGAGCGGGCGCAGAAAGCGCCCCCGCUCCGCCGCCUCCAUCUUCCAGGGCAUCAAGACCUCGCCGCACGGCCGCGACAGCGAGCGCCGGGGUAGCGACUCCGAUAGCGCCUACCAGACCCAAAGAGUCCUGGAUGACUGCAAGAUGCUUGUCCAGGAGUUCAAUACACAAGUGGCUCUAUAUCGGGAGCUCGUAAUUUCCAUUGGGGAUGUCUCAGUCACCUGUCCAUCACUGCAUGCAGAAAUGCACAAAACUCGAACCCAAGGAUGUGAGAUGGCCUAUCAGGCUCAUCAAAAGUUAGCAGCAAUUUCUGGCCCUGAAGAUGGUGAAAUUCAUCCUGAAAUCUGUAGACUCUACAUCCAGUUGCAAUGCUGCUUAGAAAUGUACACGACAGAAAUGCUUAAGUCCAUAUGUCUGCUAGGAUCCCUGCAGUUUCAUCGGAAAGGAAAGGAGCCUUGUGCCCCACCCAAGAUCCUAGAUACAAAAGUGGAAGAGAGUUCUGAAGUACCUAUUCUAGAAGACACAUCAUCAUCACCAACAGAUACUCAACAGCAUUUAUGGCAGGUUUCCACAGAUAUUGAAAACACUGAAAGAGAUAUGAGAGAAAUGAAAAACCUUUUAAGUAAACUCAGGGAGACUAUGCCUUUACCACUAAAAAAUCAAGAUGAUAGCAGCCUCCUAAAUUUGACUCCCUAUCCAUUGGUAAGAAGGCGAAAGCGAAGAUUCUUUGGACUGUGUUGCCUUGUCUCAAGUUAGAAGAGUAAACACAGAAGCGCCAAGAAAAUCGUUACUCUGAUUGAACCGCUGCUACUUGACCACAGAAAAGAAACAUUGCUACUCUUUACUAUAAAAUGCAUUUUCAUUUUCUACACUCUCUCUUGCUUUUUUUCUCUUCUGCUCCAUCCCACUUUCCAAAAUAAGGAUUUUAAUAGUUUAAAGUUAAUGGUGAUAAAAAACUAGCAGUGGAAUAGAUCUAGCAUAUUUAAGAAUGUUUUUUAAACUUUUUAAACUAUGUUUUGCAUGCUCAUUUUCAACCACUCAUAGACAACACACUCAAAUCAUGGUUAAUAGAUUUUAAAAAAAAAAAAUUUAUUGUUUGAACUGCAGUUAAAAGUUUGUGCAUAGUACAGUACUCUUGCUAGUGUAUUACAACACUUGGUCAUAAUCUAACAGUCAUUAAGCAUAGAAAACUACUUAACAGCAGAAGCAUUAAAGUUACAAAACAUUUAAACAGUAUCGUAACAGAAUUUGCACAAAAUCUACUGUUGCUUUUUGUGCUCUCAUUCAUAUUUAGUCUUCCACUAUAUUUCAGUUUAAAAGCUUCGUAGAAAAUUACCUUAAUUUGUGAUACACAAACCAUGUAUUGAAACACUAGGAGCUUGUAAAUAAAGAGACAUCAUACUAUCUACACACUGUACAAUGCAUAACUUAUUUCCUUUUAAGCUACAAGACCUUAAGCUCUAGAGGCACUUAGAAAAAAAAAUAAGUAAUUUAUUAAGAGAAGAUGUAUUAAAAUAAACAAUGUAAAACACACCACCAACCCAGUUUGUUUCCAAUAGAAGUCAAAGCAUGGUGUCUGCAUAUCACUAAGUAUUAACUCUUACUGGGCAUGACAGAAUUAUCUGAGACUGUAAGAUACUAAAUGUUUUACAUUGUUAAUAAAGUUUUUUAUUUAACUUAAA